CACUUGACAUGCGCUGAGAGGGGAGGGGGUUUCCGUCUCUCUCUCGUUCAGUUACUUCAUCCUCUAACGGUCCGUCGCAGUGGGGAGCUUUUCUUCUCCGCUUUGAAAACCUUUCACCUGAUUAACUUGUUUUAUAGACACUUUAACCUCAGUUUCUUCCCUUACAUUUAUACUUUUAUAACUUUAUACCGUAUGGACGCAUUUUAAUCACGGAAAAUAUAAGGUCUCCAGUCUACUAUGGAUGAGGAGAGAGAGGAGGGGGGUCCUACCUCUAAGACCGCUCUGUCUGGGGAACAUGGCCGCCGGAGCAAAGCUAAGAGAGUCCAGCAGGAGAGAGCAGACUCCCCUGGACCCAGCUGUGUCUCCAUGCAGAGUGACUGCUCUAUGGAUAAACCUGAGAACUUUGAAGAGGGAAAUCACCAACCUUCUAAGAAAAGAAGGAGGCAGGAGAGAGCAGACUUCCCUGGACCCAGCUGUGUCUCCAUGAAGAGUGACUGGUCUAUGGAUAUACCUCCUCGGCUUAAAGAUGGACGGCCCUCCAGAGAGGAGAGACACCAGGAGAGGUCAAAGGUCACCAGUGCUCAGUCCGUACAGCAGCAUCUACCAGAGCUGGAGACGAACCAGGAGGAACUGGCCGACACACUGGGGGACGGAUUUAAUGCUGUCGAGUGCCAACAUAAAAUCAAGUCUCGUUUGACGAAGAAGUUCAGGUGUGUGUUUGAGGGAAUCGAUAAAGCAGGACAGCCAACAAAUCUGAAUGACUUCUACACAGAGAUUUUCAUCACAGAGAGAGACAGUGGAGAGGUCAACAAGGAACAUGAGGUCAGACUGAUUGAAACAGCUUCCAGAAAACCAGCCAAGGAAGGAACACCAAUCAGAUGUGAGGACAUCUUUAAACCCUUACCUGGACAAGAUAAACCAAUCAGGACAAUAAUGACAACAGGAGUGGCCGGCAUUGGUAAAACCGUCUUAACACACAAGUUCACUCUGGACUGGGCUGAAGGCAAAACCAAUCACGACAUAAACUUCACAUUUCUCCUCACUUUCAGAGAGCUGAAUUUACUGAAAGAGAAAGAGUUUAGCUUGGUGGAACUUCUUCAUCACUUCUUUAUUGAGACCAAAGAAGCAGGAAUCUGCAGAUACGACUGGUUCCAAGUUGUCUUCAUCUUGGAUGGACUGGAUGAGUGUCGACUUCCUCUGGACUUCCAGAGGAACCAAACCUGGACUGAUGUCACAAAGUCCACCUCGGUGGACGUGCUGCUGACAAACCUCAUCAGGGGCGACCUGCUUCCCUCCGCUCGCAUCUGGAUAACCACACGCCCUGCGGCAGCCAAUCAGAUCCCUGCUGAGUGUGUGGACAUGGUGACAGAGGUGAGGGGGUUCACCGACCAACAGAAGGAGGAGUACUUCAGGAAGAGAUUCAGAGAGGAGACGCUGGCCAGAACAAUCAUCUCCCACGUCAAGAAAUCACGAAGCCUCCACAUCAUGUGUCACAUCCCAGUCUUCUGUUGGAUCACUGCUACAGUUCUGGAGGACUUCUUCAAAACAUCCCAGAAAGUAGAAGAGAUGCCCAAGACCGUAACUCAGAUGUACAGCCACUUCCUGAGGAUUCAGUCCUUACAGGGGGACAGGAAGUAUCAUGGAAGAGCUGAAACAGAUCCAGACUGGAGUUCAAAGAGCAAGGAAAUAUUUUUUUCUCUGGGAAAGCUGGCUUUUAACCAGCUGGAGAAAGGCAACCUGAUCUUCUACGAGGCAGACCUGGCAGAGUGUGACAUCGAUAUCAGAGCAGCCUCAGUGUACUCAGGAGUGUUCACCGAGAUCUUUAAAGAGGAGUGUACGCUGUACCAGGACAAGGUGUUCUGCUUUGUCCAUCUGAGCAUCCAGGAGUUUCUGGCUGCCCUUUAUGUCUUCUGGUCCUUCAUCAACACUGGGGACAAUCUGCUCUCAGAAGAGCAAUCACAGGCCAGUAAAUUUGAACUUGUCCUCUACAAGAGUGCUGUGGACAAGGCCUUACAGAGUGAGAACGGACACCUGGACUUGUUCCUCCGCUUCCUCCUGGGCCUCUCUCUGGGGACCAAUCAGAUUCUUCUACGAGGUCUGCUGGGAAAGACAGGAAGUAGAUCACUGACCCUUCGGAUUAAACAAAGUCUGUUGGGACAAACAGGAAGGGGCUCACAGACCAAUGAGAAAACAGUGUCUUACAUCAAGGAGAAGCUAGAGGAAGAUAUCUCUCCAGAAAGAAGCAUUAAUCUGUUCCACUGUCUUAAUGAGCUGAACGAUCGUUCGCUAGUGGAGGAGAUCCAACAGUCCCUGACAUCAGGAACACUCUCUAAAGGACCUCUCUCUCCUGCUCAGUGGGCAGCUCUGGUCUUCAUCUUACUGUCAUCAGAAGAGGAGCUGGACGUGUUUGACCUGAAGAAAUACAAAGCUUCAGAGGAGGGUCUUCUGAGGCUGCUGCCAGUGUUCAAAGCCUCCAAAACGUAUCUGCUGACUGCCUGUCAGCUGUCAGAGAGAUGCUGUGAAGAUCUGGCCUCAGUUCUCAGCUCCAACUCCUCUAGUCUGAGAGAACUGGACCUGAGUACCAACGCUCUACAGGACUCAGGAGUGAAGCUGCUCUCUGCUGGACUGGGGAGUCCACACUGUACACUGGAAACUCUCAGCUUGUCUGGCUGCCUGGUCACACAGGAAGGCUGUGCUUCUCUGGCCUCUGCUCUGAGCUCCAACCCCUGCCAUCUGAGAGAGCUGGACCUGAGCUACAAUCACCCAGGAGACUCUGGAGCUGCGCUGCUCUCUGCUGGACUGGAGGAUCCACGCUGGAGACUGGACACUCUCAGGUAUGGAGAGGACAGCUCACCACUGCUAGAUGAAGUGGUUUGAAGAGGCAGCUGUAACUCAUGCAGUGUAGAACGUUAUGAGACUGCAGAUGAUGAAGGUGAAUGUUUCAACAUGCUGCUCUCACUUUGUUUCCCCCCCCAGUGUGGAGCACGGUGGAGUGUGGAGGCUGAAA
Messenger RNA from Gadus morhua (Atlantic cod), 3007 nucleotides. Its product is annotated as NLR family CARD domain-containing protein 3-like. Bases 238 to 2877 code for a protein of 879 amino acids. Gene Ontology annotation, molecular function: protein binding. Lineage: Eukaryota; Metazoa; Chordata; Actinopteri; Gadiformes; Gadidae. The record is from RefSeq and is a predicted model, not a curated record. The transcript has 8 exons.